Brugia pahangi is the source of this 1536-nucleotide messenger RNA. Lineage: Eukaryota; Metazoa; Nematoda; Chromadorea; Rhabditida; Onchocercidae. The record is from the annotation of a GenBank genome assembly.
AUGAACGAUAGAUGUGCUUCAUCACGAAUGGAAGUAGCUCGCUUACCUGGUAUAGGCUAUACUUCAUCUAAUGGUAACAAAGAUAUACGAGUGCUAUCGUCUAAUGCUACCAAUAGCACCGAACAGUGGUAUACCGUGGAGCAAUUUGAAAAAGAACAUGUUAUUGAAAUACUCGAAAAACUUGAAUACGGUGAUUUAGAUGAUGAAAUAUGGGGUAAAAUUAUUUUAAUGGAAAAAUGUAAAUGUCUUGCAAAAGCGUAUUUAAGGAAGACAACAGUGAUAAUUGAUGGUAGCAGCGAUGAAUAUGAUGGUAUUACACUUGGCUUUAAUUAUUUUCAAAAUAACGAUUAUAACAAGGACAAAAAUAAUAUUCGACAUAAAAUUGGCGAUGGUGUUAUUAUUAAAAUUGAUAGAAAUGGUAAUAUUAAAGCUAUGGCACGAGAUUUAGCACCAGUAAUUGUGCAAGGAUGGCAUGAUCCAGUAUCAAAAUGUAUUCCCGAUCAACUGAUCAGUCAGGAGGGUCAUCUAAAAACCAUUAAAGAUCGCCUAAAAGGUAUUACUGAUCAACAACGGGUUGAAAAGAUAUUUGAUAUGCGUUUGUUUAAUUUGGCAAUGGAACAUGAAUUAAAACAAUUGGAACCAAAUAUACCCGAACUUUUGCUAAAAACUUGCACACGAAUAGCGCUGGUAAAAGAUGCGGGCAAGAAUGCAUUGAAAACUCCCUGCUGGUUUAUGAUUAUUAAUUUAGUAGCACUGGAUGUAUUACGCAGUAAAUUACCUAUUCUAAAUUUUAUACCUAAGAAACAAUACGAUCACUCUCAAAUUACCACUGAAAUAUUUCCAUCAUAUACAAAACAAUCAUUAUCAUACACCAAUUCUAAUGAUAUAUUAACAACUAUAAAAGAAGGAAAGCAUAACAAGGAUGAAUGGUUUCAAUUGAAGGACUUAUCAAUGUCAUCCAGUGGUUUUAACAGUAUGAAUUUGGUGAAAAAUCCUGAAAAAGUUGAAAAUUGGAGCAAGAAUUCGCUGAAAUUUUUGAAUGAGCAUGAAGAAGAAUUUUUGAAUGGUGAAGAAAUGGACAAUAUUACUUCUUUAAAACACAAAUUAAUGAAAUCAAUGGAUGAUAAACAGUGGUCAAUGAAAGCAGUUAUACCCAAAGAAAUUUGCAGUUCAUCUAUUCAGCGGAACACUUUAAUGUUAAAUUCAAAUUUAUCAUUAAACAAAAGUGACGAUGAAUUGGACAAUUUGUCGAGUAGCGAUGCAUAUCAAAAUGCUCAAUGCACUAAAAUAUAUGAUCAUGAAUAUAACAGAAAUUGGAAAAUGAAUCAGGCAACUGAAAAAUAUUUUCAAAUUGCUAAUAGCAAAUUAGAAGCGCAACAAAGCUAUACAAAAUCAAUUGAGCAAACAAAUACGCCAUCUGAAAUUAUGGAAAUUGCUUCGUAUCCAACGUAUCAAUUAGAUUCUCAGCGAACAUCGUCGUUACAUGAUGGAAUUUAUAAAUUAAAAGGAUCAAAAAUAAACAACCAACAAUUAUGA